CCACUCUUCCAUUGAUAUUAAUCAACCAUUAAAAUUUACUAUAUAUAGUAUACCAUCAACAGCUGGUAUGAUACCACGUAUUAUUUUAGGUGAAUUAUUAAAUAAUACAAAUACUCAAAAUAUUCAUCAAGUUGAAAUUAUUAAUUUAUCAAGAGAUGUCAAGGAUUUAAAAUCUGAAAAAUAUUUAAAAUUAAAUCCACAAGGAAUUGUACCUACUUUAGUAAUUGAAUAUAUUAAUAAUAAUAAUAAUAAUAUAAAUGAUAAUAAUAAUGAACCUACUAUUAUAGUAAUAUAUGAAACAUUAGCUAUUUGUUACUUUUUAAGUGAAUUAUUUAUAAAUGGAAAAUUAGAACCAAAUAGAAAUAAUUUACAAAAAAGAGCAAAAUUUCAUCAAUGGAUGUCUUUAAUUUGUAAUUCAUUACAAAAUGAUUCAUAUCAUUAUUAUUAUUCACAUCGUUAUGUUAAAUCUAUUGAACAAGAAGAAUUACUUAAAAAGGAAACAGAAGAAAGAAUGUUUGAAAAAUUUAAAAUAUUUGAAAAUGAAUUAAAAGAUGGUAGAGAAUAUAUUUUAGGUAAUAAUGAAUAUAGUAUUAUUGAUAUUUAUUUAUUUGUUGUUGCUACUUGGACUAGAAAUAUGAAUUUAAAGGCUAGAGAUUUACCAUUUUUAGGUAAAUAUUUAGAAAGAAUUUUUAAUAGAAAAAUUGUUAAUGAAAUUGUUAAAUCUGAAAGAGAUUCAGAACCAUAUUAUUAAUUUAAUAAUAAUAAUAAUAAAAAAUAAUUGUUAAUUGUUUAAUAAU
This is a messenger RNA of Naegleria gruberi, 797 nucleotides long. RefSeq names its product glutathione S-transferase. Lineage: Eukaryota; Heterolobosea; Eutetramitea; Acrasida; Naegleriidae. The record is from RefSeq and is a predicted model, not a curated record. The transcript has a single exon. Bases 68 to 751 code for a protein of 227 amino acids.